Sparassis crispa is the source of this 444-nucleotide messenger RNA. RefSeq lists its product as hypothetical. NCBI's taxonomy places the organism in Eukaryota, Fungi, Basidiomycota, Agaricomycetes, Polyporales, Sparassidaceae. The record is from RefSeq and is a predicted model, not a curated record. The transcript is spliced from 2 exons. The coding region runs from base 1 to 444 and encodes 147 amino acids.
AUGAAGCACCCGCCAGUCCUCCUCGCCCUCGUCCUCGCCCUCGGUGUGCACGCCCAGAGCGCGUCGAGCGUGUCGCACGUGAGCAUGCGCACACCGACGUUCCCGCUCAGCGGCAUUCCCCUCAGCAGCGUCUUCCCCAGCGCGACGAGCGUCCCCUCGUCCCCGCCCGAGUCCUCCGCCGCGCCCACCUCGGAGCCCUCCGCUUCGAGCGAACCAGCGACCUCCGCCUCCUCGAGCGCCUCCUCUGCCCCGGGCGCGUCCUCCGCGUCCUCAGUGACGUCCGCCCCGGGCUCCUCCGUUACCUCCGCCCCGAGCGCGUCUGUCAUCCGCAGCUCCUCCGCCCCCUCCAGCACCAGCACCAGCGGCGCUCGUCCGCUUGCGCACGCCAUGCAGCUCCCGCUCCCCGUCGGCAUUGCACUUGGCGCGCUGCUCCUCGUGCAGUGA